Mollisia scopiformis is the source of this 2043-nucleotide messenger RNA. RefSeq names its product Pkinase-domain-containing protein. The record is from RefSeq and is a predicted model, not a curated record. The transcript is spliced from 2 exons. Gene Ontology annotation, molecular function: ATP binding; protein serine/threonine kinase activity. Gene Ontology annotation, biological process: intracellular signal transduction; peptidyl-serine phosphorylation. The coding region runs from base 1 to 2043 and encodes 680 amino acids. Lineage: Eukaryota; Fungi; Ascomycota; Leotiomycetes; Helotiales; Mollisiaceae.
AUGCAAGCUGGUGUGCCGUCAAGAGAGUCAAGUCACCGAGACCGAUCAUAUAGCCAGAAUACCCCAUUACCUAUCGGCAAUGGACCUCUGCCCCCCAGACGAAGCUCGAGAGGUAUGGGCGGUGGUCACACAGAUACAAUACCGAUGCCUCCUAACGGUUCUUCUCCUCGAUACGACUUGGAGGGUAAUGUGGUUCCGAGCAGUGAGGAAUGGAAAGACAGAGGUGCCGCCGUUGGCAUGAAAGAAGAGUACGAUGCGAAUGGAAAGCUUGUAUUAAGACAAGUCAAGAAGGGCGUUAGAGAUUUUGUUUUCGGUCGAACACUGGGUGAAGGUUCAUACAGCACUGUGCUUCUGGCCACGGACAGACAGACGUUGAAGGAAUAUGCUGUCAAGAUUCUAGACAAGAAGCACAUUAUUAAGGAAAAGAAGAUCAAGUACGUCAACAUAGAGAAGGAUACACUCAACCGAUUGAUAGAACAUCCGGGCAUAGUUCGACUUUACUACACCUUCCAAGAUAGCUCUUCGCUAUACUAUGUCCUGGAUGUAGCGAGUGGAGGUGAGCUGUUGGGAGUCUUGAAGAAGAUCGGGUCUUUCGACGAGGAAUGCACAAGGUUUUAUGGAGCGCAGAUUCUGGAUGCCAUUGAGCACAUGCAUAAUAGAGGGGUCAUACAUCGCGAUUUGAAGCCAGAAAACGUACUUCUGGACGAUCAAAUGCACAUCAAAAUCACCGACUUUGGAACGGCCAAAUUACUCCCAGAUCCGAGAGCACCAAGGGACCCUACGAAAGCUUACGAUAUCACAGGAGCGGAAGAGGAAUCAACAAGAGCCAAAUCAUUUGUGGGUACUGCGGAGUAUGUCAGUCCUGAGCUCUUGACAGACAAGAAUGCAUGCAAAGCUAGUGACCUUUGGGCAUUCGGUUGCAUCAUCUAUCAACUCUUGACCGGACGGCCGCCGUUCAAAGCUGGAAACGAGUAUCAGACAUUCCAGAAAAUCGUAAACUUAGAGUAUGAGUUUCCUCCUGGCUUUCCCCCAGCAGCAAGAGACUUGGUUGAACGCCUUCUGGUUCUUGACCCGUCGAGACGAUUAUCGAUCGAGCACAUCAAGAAUCACGAGUUCUUUGAUGGAAUUCAAUGGGGUCGAGGUUUAUGGAGAAUGAAGGCGCCGAGAUUGAAGCCUUAUAUUCCUCCAACACAAGAGCCUGGUCUCAUCAAACUUAAUGGCUAUGGUAGCGCUCCUCAACCAAUUGCUACUUCUCGAGCACCGCCAGCUGUAGCCCCCUCCAAUGGAAACUCCAGACCCCAACCAAGGGUGAUUACAGAACUUCCACCUCCGACUCAGCUAGACAUUGAAUGGUCUCCAGUCCUCACACGGAAUAAUGAGAGGAUACUCAAGCUUGGUAACCUCAUGGUUAUGUCGACUCCUUUACCACAUAGCCCAAAUUCACGGAAUGGCGAACAUGGUGAAGCACAUGAGAAGAAGGGACUUUCAAGGUUCUUUGGUGGCAGUACCACCAAGAAACGACAACGGCUAGUCAUGGUGACCUCGAGCGCUCGAGUUAUCAUGGCUGCCGCGGGAGGAGAAGAGAAAAAGACGAAAACUGAGAUCUCCCUUUUGGCUUCGGAAUGCUCAUGGCGCACUCAGAUAGAUGCCAAGGGUCAGGAGGUGUGGUGCGUCGACACGCGUGGAACCCACUACACCUUUGAGGAUUCAAAGACAUCCAUCACCACUGGCGAUCCGUCUAAAAGCUCCGCACAGGAGUGGAUUGAAUCAAUAGAGCGUGCAAAAGAUAUGGCUCUGUCUCAGAGUCUUGUUGGCUCCUACAGCAGCGACACUGGAUUUGACAUGGCCUCAUCCGUCUCAAGUCCAAGUAGCACUCUGCACGGGAAUAGCAUAUAUCCCGAAGGCUUCAAUGUCACAGACCGAAGUGGACGGAACCAUUUGACGAAGAGUCAAGCCAGUCUGGGUGAAGAACAGAUCGAGAAGAAAAAGAAUCAUCGGUUCAGCAAAAGACAGUCUAAGAACGGGCUAUCAACACCUUUCUAA